AUGAGCGGACAAGCGACAAAGCAGGAGAGCUUGAAGUUCUUCGAGAAGCUGAAGGCUCAGAGGGCGAAUAAGGUCUGUUUCGAUUGCGGCGCGAAUAACCCCACAUGGACGUCCGUUCCCUUUGGAAUCUAUCUCUGUCUUGACUGCUCCUCCGUCCACCGUAACCUCGGUGUCCACAUCUCCUUUGUACGAUCGACUAACCUCGAUACCUGGUCCUACGAUCAACUCCGCCUCUUCAAAGUCGGCGGAAACGCAGCUGCUACGGAAUACUUCACCAAGAAUGGCGGUGCCUCUGCAUUGCAGUCCACAGAUGGAAAGGCGAAGUACCAGAGCCGUCAAGCAGUGCAAUACAAGGAGGAAAUCAAGAAGCGUGCCGCACAUGACGGCAAAAUCCACCCAGAUAUCUUCCACGACGAAGAAAUCGCCGUACCAGAAGCCUCCAAGGAAGACGAGGACGACUUCUUCUCCUCAUGGGACAAGCCCAUCGUUCACAAACCAACACCUCCACCAUCACGUACCGCCACCCCCCCAGUAAUCGGCCGUACCGCCUCCCCAUCCUCCACAUCUUCCUCCCCCGCCCCUGCCGCAUCCCGCACCACAACCUCCUCCGCACUCCGUCCCUCAACCCUCGGCGGCGCACGUAAAUCCGGAAUCGGAGCCGGCAUUGGAGCUAGGAAAACUCAGAAAUUGGGCGCGAAGAAGGUUGGUGCGGAGAUUGAUUUCGAGGCUGCGGAGCGUGCGGCGAGGGAGGAGGCAGAGCGGAUUACGAAGUUAGGGUAUGAUGCGGAACAGGAGCGAUUGGAGGAGGAGAGGAGACAAAAGGAGGCGGCGGAGGCCGCGGCGAAGGCUAAGGCCUCGAGCGCUGCGCCGGUGGUUAAGUCAGCAACUACCUCGGCACCACCCUCCUCCUCCUCUAACCCAGUCCCCCAAUUCGCCCGCCUCGGUUUCGGACAAACAGCAUCAACCGGCCCCGCCGCUUCGUCAGCACCAAAGAAAAUGACCGGCUUCGGCUCCACAUCCGCAGUCCGCGACGACGCCCCCACAACCGCCCGCGACAAAUUCGCAAACCAAAAAUCCAUCUCCAGCGACCAAUACUUUGGCCGAGGAACCUAUGACCCCGCCUCCGCAGCCGAAGCUCAAUCGCGUCUUCGGGAUUUCUCGGGCGCAACCGGCAUCUCAUCCAACCAAUACUUCGGUCGUGAGGAGGAUGAUGAGGAGGAGGACGUAAAUGGAAUGGGUGGUGGAGACGGGUUCGAGGGGUUGGCGAGGAAGGUUGCG
This is a messenger RNA of Saitoella complicata NRRL Y-17804, 1278 nucleotides long. Its product is annotated as ArfGap-domain-containing protein. Lineage: Eukaryota; Fungi; Ascomycota; Saitoellomycetes; Saitoellales; Saitoellaceae. Gene Ontology annotation, biological process: COPI coating of Golgi vesicle. Gene Ontology annotation, molecular function: GTPase activator activity. The record is from RefSeq and is a predicted model, not a curated record. The transcript has 4 exons. The annotation marks the transcript as partial.